This is a messenger RNA of Scylla paramamosain (green mud crab), 2518 nucleotides long. RefSeq lists its product as uncharacterized. Bases 31 to 837 code for a protein of 268 amino acids. NCBI's taxonomy places the organism in Eukaryota, Metazoa, Arthropoda, Malacostraca, Decapoda, Portunidae. The transcript has 2 exons. The record is from RefSeq and is a predicted model, not a curated record.
AGUAGAGAACCGACAGGCAUCCCCACACUCAUGGCAGUGCAAGCGCCCGGCUGCCGUAGCAAGAUGGAGAAUUAUUUUAGAGAAAAAAAGCGUGUUUGGAGGAGAAGCAAAAGGAGUGAGGAUAGUGGAAUUCUUGCCCGGACUAUAGGCACGUCCCAGAGCCCCGUGGAGCAGGACGAGGAUGACCACGUAAACCCCGAGAAUGACAAACUGCUGAGGACGAGGGGCAGGAAGGACGCAUCACGCCGGACUUACGAGUACUGGCGGCCGGAGUCACCUUAUAUCUUGGGAGGUUAUGAGGAGUAUGUCCCAGUGAAACAGAUGGUGGUGGCCGCGCCUUCAGCAGCCGUGCAGAACGAGGAGGGAGGGUGGUCGCUGCAGUUUUCUCCCUUAGAGAAUCUAUGCCGCACGUCUCUUAAGGCCUUGGUCCGAGGAUACCCCCUCGAGGGAGUCCUGUUCACCGUCACUCAGAGCCCUCAGGAAGGAGAGGGUAAACUUCAGUUGGACUUCCCAGCAGUCAUGGAUUACAUGAGAAACUUUUUGGAGACCGGAAUUCACUUGCAGGAGGUGGUGCAGGACAAGACGCGCGCCACGACCAGGUUUAUUGUAGGUUCCUGGAUGGACCCUCGCAUGCCAGACCUUCCCUUCUACACUCCAAGGGCACACGGCGGACCGUUCUUCAGGGACAGGGACGGCAACUACUCGAUCCCCAGGACUGUGAAAUCGUACCGCAGUGCUCAGCGUCUCCCUCAUGACCUUGAGUUCUUCUUCUCCCUCAGCAAAGAGCAGAAAACACACCUAGAGGAAAUGUGCAAUCAGGUGUGUGAUCCUCAAUAGACGAGUGAUGAAUGAGGUUACUCGUGAAGGAGCCGCCCCCUGGCCCUGCAGCAGUGCACGAGGCAAAUGCGACUCGCGUGUUGGAUGGGCCAUUACGGAAACUACGAUGCAUAAUGAGUUGCAAGCUUGGUCCUAAUGUGCAUGUGUGAGCCUCGUGAAGCUGUGAAGGACGCGUGACGGACCUGGAACGGCCGCCUCGUGCUCAUCUUUAAUUACUAGCAUACGUGAAUGAUACGAUUAAUUGUAAGUGAAUGAUCGCGAUUACAUAAUAUCAUGAACGAUGAUUUUGUUAAUGCUUCGACUACUGAGCACUUCCGUCAGUGUGUCUAGUUUCACGUGCUGCUCUGGACAGGUAAUCAUUAUAUGGCAGCACGCCUUAUAAUCAUACAUGAAAUAAACACAUGACUGUAGUUACAUGCACGUGUAUUAUUCAUAUUACGAUUAAUCCGAAGAGUUAAUGUGCUUCUUAAUACUUCCAUUAGCAUGUUAAGCAUAUUUAUACGAGCUCUGGAUAAUUUGCACAUCGCUUCACGCACACACGCACACACACACACACACACACACACACACACACACACACACACACACACAAAUCAAGCAAAUUACCAGUACCGAAAUCUCACUCUGUUUAUUACCUGCGAAAAUAAUUUAUCUUUUGAAUUCAUGGGCCGCUGUGUGCUUAAAUUAGAGUGUGUGUUUGGGCCAGGAACGCCAGCCAUGUGGGAGAUAAAUUCGAUGUUUGUAUUUGAACGCCGGACAACACGAAGCAGGGAGGGAGGAGGAGAGAGAGAGAGAGAGAGAGAGAGAGAGAGAGAGAGAGAGAGAGAGAGAGAGAGAGAGAGAGAGAGAGAGAGAGAGAGAGAGAGAGAGAGAGAGAGAGAGAGAGAGAGAAAGGGGGCGAGAGCUAAACGUUGCUCAGACUUUAUGGCACUAAAUAAAUUGAGAUACACGACAGGACAUGAGACUCGGGAGGACGUUGCUGUGUGUUAAGGCGCCCACCAGAUGUUAAUAAACAAGAUAAGUGAAAGAAAACUGAAUAAAAGUAAUGGACAAAAUAAAUGAACCAGUAAAUAAGUAAAAUAAAUGAGUGAAUGAGUACAAAAAAAAAGGGCUAUCUAAAUAUUUUUAGAGGAAAAGUAUUAUUUUUAAAGUGAAUAUUUGUAAAAUAAAGUUUAUUUCUAAAGCCCACCAACAGUUAUAGCUAAAAAAAAAAAUCGUUGCAUUGUGAAUGGAAAGAUAUUUAGAUUCUUAAUACAGCAUUCGGUGGAUCUUUUGAGAAAUUUAUGCUAUAUUUCAAACUGGCGGGGACGGUAAAUGCUCUUCCUCGCUUUUACCAACGAAAAUGAACAUACCGAUAUGAAACAAAGUCAUGACGGAUGGUAAUGAUAACGAGAUUAAUGUUAAUGCACAUUAGACGGAGUACUAUUUGUUCAUCAACAUAGACUAAUGAGUAUGAUAAUAACUUACGUACUUGAAUAUCUCAAAACAAAGAAUAUAUGAAAAUAUACAAACGUUGAAAUUAAAUGAAAAGAUACAAAGAGGAUGAAAGAUAAGUCUAAAAGAGAGAGAGAGAGAGAGAGAGAGAGAGAGAGAGAGAGAGAGAGAGAGAGAGAGAGAGAGAGAGAGAGAGAGAGAGAGAGAGAGAGAGAGAGAGAGAGAGAGAGAGAGAGAGAGAGAGAGA